Messenger RNA from Labrus bergylta (ballan wrasse), 435 nucleotides. The record is from RefSeq and is a predicted model, not a curated record. NCBI's taxonomy places the organism in Eukaryota, Metazoa, Chordata, Actinopteri, Labriformes, Labridae.
UACAUUGAUGACACCCUACCUGCUGAGUCGCCCUACCUGUACGGCCUUCACCCCAACGCUGAGAUCGGCUUCCUGACACAAACCUCUGAGAAGCUUUUCCGCACCGUGCUGGAGAUGCAGCCCAGAGACGGGGGCGUCGGCGAGGGAGGAGGGACAACACGAGAGGAAAAGGUGCGUGCCGUGCUGGAGGAGAUCAUGGAGAAGCUCCCGGAGGAGUUCAACAUGGCCGAGCUGCUGGGGAAGGCGGAGGAGAGGACUCCCUACCAGGUGGUGGCGCUGCAGGAGUGUGAGCGCAUGAACCUGCUGACUCAGGAGAUCAGACGCUCCCUCCGCGAGCUCAACCUGGGACUCAAGGUGAGAAAACUGAGAUCUAUGCAGGGGAGCUCUAAGAGGGGAUCACGUCCAAAAGAAUUUAUGCAACUGAGAGAAAUGUAA